This is a messenger RNA of Phragmites australis (common reed), 1489 nucleotides long. Its product is annotated as peroxisomal nicotinamide adenine dinucleotide carrier-like. Bases 254 to 1288 code for a protein of 344 amino acids. The record is from RefSeq and is a predicted model, not a curated record. Lineage: Eukaryota; Viridiplantae; Streptophyta; Magnoliopsida; Poales; Poaceae. The transcript has 11 exons. Gene Ontology annotation, biological process: transmembrane transport; nucleotide transport.
CCACCGUGAUUCACACGAGCAGCUGCUGCAGUAAAGCUCGGGCUCCGGCACCGAAGGGGCAGCUGAGCAGAGUCGAGUCUACGCCACCUCGCCUCGCUUCCGUAUCCCACAAUUUAAGGAGACCGAGAAGGCGGCGGCGGAAGCAAACUCCGUGGGGUUCACCGGUUCAGACUUAGCCGCCGCGAUCCACGGGCCGGCGCAUCGAAGCGAAGCAAAAGGGGUGGACUGGUGGAGAAUAAGAGCAGGCGCGGAGAUGUCGGACGCGCUGAUCAACGGCCUCGCUGGCGCCGGCGGCGGGAUCAUCGCCCAACUCCUCACUUACCCGCUCCAGACCGUGAACGCGCGGCAGCAGACGGAGCGAGACCCCUCUAAACCGGCGUUCAAGGACGGCGCCGCGCGCCAGCUAUACCUGGUGGUGAAGCACGAGGGAUGGGAGCGUCUGUACGGCGGCCUCAUGCCUUCGCUCGGGGGCACUGCGGCCUCGCAGGGUGUCUACUACUACUUCUACCAAAUAUUCCGGAACAGGGCAGAGACUAAGGCCCUUGAGCGAUCCAGGAGAGGGCUUGGCGAUGGGUCAGUCGGGAUGCUCCAGUCGCUCACUGUCGCUGCCCUGUCUGGCUGCGUCAAUGUACUGCUCACAAACCCAAUUUGGGUUGUUGUUACACGAAUGCAAACACACAAAAAGGCAAACAAACAGCAAAGCCCUCAGGGUUUGACAUGUGCUCUUGACAAGGCCCUCCAAACUGCUACAACUGAAAACACCCCUUACAAAACUAUUGAUGUUGUUAAGGAGCUUUACAAAGAAGCUGGAGUGCUGGGCUUCUGGAAAGGGGUAGUUCCAUCUCUAAUUAUGGUUAGCAAUCCUGCAAUUCAGUUCAUGUUGUAUGAGACUCUUCUGAAGAAAUUGAAGAAGAGACGGGCCUCAAAUUUGAAGGGAGCUGGUGGACUGACUGCUCUUGAAAUUUUUCUUCUUGGUGCGAUUGCAAAACUUGGUGCAACUGUCGUUACUUAUCCUAUUCUAGUUGUAAAGGCAAGGCUUCAGGCGAAGCAAAUGAUUGGUGCUGACAAGAGGCAUCGCUACAAAGGUACAUUUGAUGCAAUCACAAAGAUGGUUCAGUAUGAAGGUCUGACAGGGAUGUAUAAAGGAAUGGGCACAAAAAUUGUGCAAAGUGUUUUUGCUUCUGCGUUACUUUUUAUGAUUAAGGAGGAGCUUGUGAAGGGUGCUCGAUUAUUGGUAGCUGGUAACUCCAGUCGGGUUAAGAAAUUACCAUCGAAGUCAUCCAGAUGAUCUAGGUCUUUGCAAGUGUUAGUAUAUCUGGCUAUAGAGCUGCCCUCUGUUAGGAUAUAUUAAUCGUAGGUUAUACAACAGCCAGUAUGAUUCUUUAAGAACCAAAAGCUCUUAUGUAUUGGAUACAUUAUUUGUAUCAUUUAUCUAAUAUAUAUCCACGAGGGCUGAAACAGCAGGAAAUAAAUCAGCAUGAUAAUUGAA